CUGAGCUGCCAAAAGCUACCCCCACACUGUCGCACGCCUCAGAACACUCCGCGCACCCGCCGCCGCCGCCGCCGCCGCCAAUAAAGAUGAAAGCCAUUGGAAGCGGCGGCGAGUGGUGGUGGAACCUCCCGUCUAUCCGCCGAAAGAACGACUCGCGCCGCCGCGGCCGCCGCAACCAAGACGCUCGCGGCCGCCGCCGCGGACCCCCGCGGGAGCCCCUCUCAUCGUCGUCGGAAUCCGUCGGCCAAAGCAGUGGCUGGCCCCUCGACUUCCCAUUCAAGCAGGCCGUGACCGCCGCAUGUCUCACCCUCACCGGCGACACAAUUGCGCAGGUCCACCGCCGCAUCAUGGACAGCCGAAGCCGCGGUCCCGAAGCCGCCGACAACAAGGCUCUCAUACCAGAUCUAUUGCUGAACCAUGAUUUGCUCCGCUCGCUUCGUAUAGCUUCUUAUGGAUUCCUUCUCUAUGGGCCGGGCUCAUAUGCAUGGUAUCAGUUCCUCGAUCAGACUAUGCCCAAGCAAACAUUGGCGAGUCUGUCCACUAAGGUCGUACUGAACCAGAUUGUUCUUGGUCCUUGUGUUAUUGCUAUAAUUUUCGCCUGGAACAACUUAUGGUUAGGGAAAUUGUCAGAAUUGCCAUCUAAAUAUCAGAAUGAUGCCCUUCCCACUCUUCUCAAUGGGUUUAAAUUUUGGAUUCCAGUAUCAAUUGUUAACUUUGGGAUGAUUCCUUUGCCUGCUCGUGUUGGCUUCAUGUCCUCUUGUUCCAUUUUUUGGAACUUUUACUUGUCGACCACAAUGAACAAAUGAGUUUCUAGUUCUUAUCUUCAGAAUCAUUUAACUGCAACUGGGAAGGACCUGAAAAGGCCUAUUUCUGCAAGCUUACAGUUAUUUGUGGCUCCAUAACAAAAGAUCUGCUCGUCUCAUUGUCCAGAUUCAUGUAAUAGAAGAGAAUCUGGAGGAGUUUGUUUCGACUUACAUGUGACAUGGUGGUGUCAAGGGCAAUUCUGGCGGUGGUCUCUUCAAUUGACAGACAUUAUUACAGAAGAUACAUUAGAGGUCGAUGGAAAACAUUACAGUUUUGUCUAUGUAUGACCAUGCAACCCUAAUUUGGCAGGGAAAGUGUUGUGAUUUUGAUCAUAUGUAUGAGCUUUACUUGUAUGACGAGGACAUAUUGGUGCACGCCUCUAAAUAGUGUUGUAAGUGCAAUUUUCCAAGAGGAACAUGAAUUAUGCCUUGGAAAUUUA
Lolium perenne is the source of this 1243-nucleotide messenger RNA. RefSeq lists its product as uncharacterized. Lineage: Eukaryota; Viridiplantae; Streptophyta; Magnoliopsida; Poales; Poaceae. The record is from RefSeq and is a predicted model, not a curated record. Gene Ontology annotation, cellular component: cytoplasm; membrane.